AUGACCCCCAAGCCCUUCAGCCCAGAAGAAAUCCAGAGGAUCCUGGGAUCUCUCCAGAGGCCUGCCGUCUUCCUCAACAUUACAUGUGAUUGGCCAGUGCUCCUCUGGACUGUAGACCACCUGUCACGAUGCCUUGGAGGGAAGGCUGUCCGGUUCAGAAUGGGAAGGAGACAGCAUGAAAAGAAGAGUAAGACAACGGCCCAGUGCAGAAACUCCAAGCCCUACCCCCUAGGCACUUCCUGUAGCCCUUACCCCCUAGGCACUUCCUGUAGCCCCUACCCCCUAGGCACAUCAUGUAGCCCCUACCCCCUAGGCACAUCAUGUAGCCCCUACCCCCUAGGUACUUCAUGUAACCCCUACCCCCUAGGCACUUCAUGUAACCCCUACCCCCUAGGCCAGGGUUCUUCAAUUCCGGUCCUGGAGGGCCGAAACACUUCUGUUUUUUAUUUCUACCUGGUAGUUAAUUGCACUCACCUGGUGUCCCAGGUCUGAAUUAGCCCCUGAUUAGAAGGAGAGGAUGAAAAACAGAGGUGUUUCGGCCCUCCAGGACCGGAAUUGAAGAACCCUGCCCUAGGCACUUCAUGUAGCCCCUACCCCCUAGGUACUUCAUGUAGCCCCUACCCCCUAGGCACUUCAUGUAGCCCCUACCUCCUAGGCACUUCAUGUAGCCCCUACCCCCUAGGUACUUCAUGUAGCCCCUACCCCCUAGGCACUUCAUGUAACCCCUACCUCCUAGGUACUUCAUGUAGCCCCUACCCCCUAGGCACUUCAUGUAACCCCUACCUCCUAGGUACUUCAUGUAGCCCCUACCCCCUAGGCACUUCAUGUAACCCCUACCUCCUAGGUACUUCAUGUAGCCCCUACCCCCUAGGCACUUCAUGUAGCCCCUACCCCCUAAGCACUUAAUGUAGCCCCUACCUCCUAGGCACUUCAUGUAACCCCUACCUCCUAGGUACUUCAUGUAGCCCCUACCCCCUAGGCACUUCAUGUAGCCCCUACCCCCUAGGCACUUCAUGUAGCCCCUACCCCCUAGGCACUUCAUGUAGCCCCUACCCCCUAAGCACUUAAUGUAGCCCCUACUUCCUAGGUACUUCCUGUAGCCCCUACCCCCUAGGCACUUCAUGUAGCCCCUACCCCCUAGGCACUUCAUGUAGCCCCUACCCCCUAGGCACUUCAUGUAGCCCCUACCCCCUAAGCACUUAAUGUAGCCCCUACUUCCUAGGUACUUCCUGUAGCCUCUACCCCCUAGGUACUUCAUGUAGCCCCUACCCCCUAGGUACUUCAUGUAGCCCCUACCCCCUAGGCACUUCAUGUAGCCCCUACCCCCUAGGCACUUCAUGUAGCCCCUACCCCCUAAGCACUUAAUGUAGCCCCUACUUCCUAGGUACUUCCUGUAGCCUCUACCCCCUAGGUACUUCAUGUAGCCCCUACCCCCUAGGCACUUCAUGUAACCCCUACCUCCUAGGCACUUCCUUUAGCUUCUCCCUCCUAGGCACUUCCUUUAGCUCCUACCCCCUAGGCACUCAUGUAUCCGAAAGCGUUGAAUAGGUAUCAGCAGUGACAGGUUUGCUGGUUAGGUGGGAUUUUUUUUUAACCUAUCCAAUCUUUUCAGGGGCUGUAUUCAGACCCCUUGACUUCUUCCACAUUUUGUUACGUUACAGCCUUAUUCUAAAAUGGAUUAAAUAGUUUCCCCCCCGCCCCCUCAUUAAUCUACACACAAUACCCCAUAAUGACAAAGCAAAAACACGUUUUUAGAAAUGUUACCAAAUGUAUUAAAUAUAAAGAAACGGAAAUAUCACAUUUACAUAAGUACUCAGACCCUUUACUCAGUACGUUGUUGAAGCACCAUUGGCUGUAAUUACAGCCUCAAGUCUUCUUGGGUAUGACGCUACAAGCUUGGCACACCUGUAUUUGGGGAGUUUCUCCCAUUCUUCUCUGCAGAUCCUCUCAAGCUCUGUCAGGUUGGAUGGGGAACGUCACUGCACAGCUAUUUUCAGGUCUCUCCAGAGAUGUUCGAACGUGUUCAAGUCCGGGCUCUGGCUGGGCCACUCAAGGAUAUUCAGAGACUUGUCCCAAAGCCACUCCUGCGUUGUUUUGGCUGUGUACUUAGGGUCGUUGUCCUGUUGGAAGGUGAACCUUUGCCCAGUUUGAGGUCCUGAGCAGUCUGGAGCAGGUUUUCAUCAAGGAUCUCUCUGUACUUUGCUUCAUUCAUCUUUCCCUCGAUCCUGACUAGUCUCCCUGUCCCUGCUGCUGAAAAACAUCCCCACAGCAUGAUGCUGCCACCCCCAUGCUUCACCGUAGGGAUGGUGCCAUGUUUCUUCCAGACACGAAGCUUGGCAUUCAGGCCAAAGAGUUCAAUCUUGGUUUUAUCAGACCAGAGAAUCUUGUUUCUCAUGGUCUGUGAGUCCUUUAGAUGCCUUUUCGUAAACUCCAAGCAGGCUGUCAUGUGCCCUUUACUGAGGCGUGGCUUCCGUCUGGCCACUCUACCGUAAAGGCCUGAUUGGCGGAGUGCUGCAGAGAUGGUUUUCCUUCUGGAAGGUUCUCCCAUCUCCACAGAGAACUCUUGAGCUCUGUCAGAGUGACCAUCAGGUUCUUGGUCACCUCCCUGACCAAGUCCCUUCUCCCCCGAUUGCUCAGUUUGGCCUGGCGGCCAGCUCUAGGAAGAGUCUUGGUGGUUCCAAACUUCUUCCAUUUUAAGAAUGAUGGAGGCCACUGUGUUCUUGGGGACCUUCAAUGCUGCAAAAAAAAAUUGGUAGCCUUCCCCAGAUCUGUGCCUCGACACAAUCCUGUCUCGGAGCUCUACGGACAAUUCCUUCGACCUCAUGGCUUGGUUUUUGCUCUGACAUGCACUGUCAACUGUUGGACCUUAUAUAGACAGGUAUGUGCCUUUCCAAAUCAUGUCCAAUCAAUUGAAUUUACCACAGGUGGACUCCAAUCAAGUUGUAGAAACAUCUGAAGGAUUAUCAAUGGAAACAGGAUGCACCUGAGCUCAAUUUCGAGUCUCAUAGCAAAGGGUCUGAAUACUUACGUAAAUAAGGUAUUUCUGUUUUUUAUUUUAAAUAAAUUUGCGACAAUUUCCACAGACCUGUUUUCACUUUGUCAUUAUGGGGUAUUGUGUGUAGACUGAUGAGUGGAAACAAAUAUUUAAUCCGUUUUAGAAACAGGCUUUAACGUAACGAAAUGUGGAAAAAGUGAAGAGGUCUGAAUACUUUCCGAAUGCACUGUAUGUACUGUGGGGUCUGAAAUUAUUGACACCCUUGAUAAAGAUCAGCAAUAAUGACUGUAUAAAAUAAAUAAUUAAAAUACUGGGCUUUAUUGUAUGCUUCCAAAAAGUUGGGAAUUAUAUUAUUUAUACUAAUACAUUUGUUCAGAGAAAGAGAUUUUGUUUAACAAGUAGUACUUUUUUUAUCUCGAAAAGGUAGGGUUCAAAAUGAUUGCCACCCCUAAAGAUUCUUAUAAAUAAAGUAGUCAAAAUGUUAGUAUUUGAUCCUAUAUUCCUAGCAUGCAGUGAUUACAUCAAGCUUGUGACUCUACAAACUUGUUGGAUGCAUUUGCUGUUCGUUUUGAUUGUGUUUCAGAGUACUUUACAUCACCUCAGCCACAGUCUCUGCAGUGCACUAAAACUUUAGGCAUUGUCGUGAAGAUAUUCUACUCCACCAGUCUUCAUAAUUGAAGUGCGGUCAGCCAUUGAGCACUUUGCUAUGCAUCCCGCAUGGCUAGGUUGUUGUUAAUAUUUCUCCUUGAUAAGUUGCCUCUUUGGCACCAAAGACCUUGUUGUUUACUGUUGUAUUUACUGAAUAAUUUAUGUUCAUAAAGUUAAAGAAAAUAUGUGAGAAAGCUGCAACUGUAAGCCUAUGUUUAGUUUAGUUCUGCUUUGGUGAUGGUAUACUGUGCCUUCCCAAUGUUCUCAAGUCAUUGUUAAUGGCCUAUUAGUCAUUGUUCAGCUGCAGAACAGUCGACCUCAAGCUUCCUCCAGUCGUCCCUGGCAAGGUUUUCAGUUGGAUAUGGUCUUAAAUAAAGCUCCAUAAAAGUUGCUUUGUACAUUUGGUAGCAUAAAUAUUGCCCUUGGUCUGCCAGCCUUCAGUAGCCUAUGUCAAAGAGAGAUCAUUCAUUUCACGGGCAACAAUAGAGACUGCGUCCUCCAAUAAUAUGGAGCUGGGUAAUUUGACUGCUAAAUCAAUUUUUACAGCUACAUCAUUUGUGACAACAGCAGACAGAAGGUGUAAUUUAACAUGGUUGAUUAUACAUUUUAGUACCGCCACGUGGUACUGACACAUUGUUCAACCAGACUAAAUCAAAUUGAGACGCCAAUAGAGAAUAGGCACAGAUGAUUGAAGUCAGGGUGUAAAUAAAAUCUCAAGCCAUUAUAAUGGUCUUUUGAUUAAACAUUUUGUUUAGACAUGGAAUUUAUUGAUUUGACUAUUACAUGUUUUAAUAGCUUUAUUGAAGCACAAUACAUUUUAUCAUGAUGAUUGUCUCUCUCUCCUGUCUGUCUCUCAUUGUCUCCUCUCUCUCACUCUCUAUGGCUUUCUCUCUCUCUCCAACUGUCCCUCUAUCUUUGUUUAUGUCAAAGCACCUCUUUUUGAGACUCAGUGCUCAUAUGUGGAGGCCAGACUGGAGGAGUUUCAGUCCUGGACAGAGGGGCAGACUGGUGCAGAAGAUGUGGGGUGUUUCUCUAACUACCCCCUCUCACUGUACUGGGCCUAUGCAGACUACAAAUACAUCGCACUGCUGCUCCAAGAAAAGCCCUCCAUGUUUGAGGUAAUGCACUCUCUGUUUCAGACACACACACACACACACACACACACACUUCAAUCAAUCUCAUGAUGCUACACAGUGCACCUCUAUCCUAUAAUCAAGGAAACAAAAAAAAACAUACUAAAUAAUUAUAUUUUCAUCAGAUUGCAGGUUGUCAUCCUGCAAUUUGUCUGUGCCUGUGAUUUCUUACAUUGAAUUGUAAGGCAUUUGUUCUCAAUCACUUGUUUUCCGAUUGUCAUGAAUGAUGACUAACUUUGAGGGCAACUGAGGAGAGGACUGUUUAGCGCUAGACAGAUUCAGGCCAUGGGGCUAGUUCUAUGGAGUGUUCACCUGGCUCUGCCACCGCUCUGCUGAAUUAAAGCCAUUGUUUUUAACACAUGGGCUGCUCUGUUCUGUUCAAAGCACUGACACACCUAUGGGUCAGUCAGUUCAGGUCAGGAGAUGUAUUUUUUUUCAAGUACUAGAAUAAUGGAUGAUUAUCAAGUAAUGACUUGAAUUUUUAAUUGAUCGAUAGACUGAUCUAAAAUGAAAUUGACUCCCACACCCUGACAAUAGAAUACACAAUUGUAAAUCUCAAACAGAUGGGUGAACGUCAUCUUUAAUGAAUUCCUUUGCCCCAUCAGCAAAACAGAAGCUAACUGAGCCUAAAGCAGACAUUUUCUCUCUCUUUUAUUAUGAUAUCCUUUCGUGACGGGACAGACAUUUUCAGUGGGACUUUUCAAUGGCAGCAGCUCUUUUCUUUUUGGUCCUCAGGCACUAAAGGACUUGAAAGUCCACUCUAGUUCGAGCGGGCCACUCCAUUCUUUCAUUUAUCUUGAAUGAUAAUAGAUGCAUAUGGGGUGACCUGCAUUUAUGACAGAUCUGCUGAAAUUCAUGCCUUCGAGACAGGCAGGCAGAGGCCUUUUUACAUGAUGAAUAGUGCCAUUUAAAAGUUGCUGAAAGUGAAGAUUGCACAGUCUAUCAUUUACAGUCGCCUGAAUAUGGUAAUGGAUUCAUUAUCCUGGGUGCUGGGCAGAAUCCCAGAGUUUUUUUUUUUUUUUACCUCCGCUUUUUAAUAGGAAAUGAUUGACAGACCAAAUGGUUUGAUAAAGAGCCUACAGACAACAAACGUCUUGUUUCCUAUACAGUAGUGUUUGUCCCAAAUGGCACCCUAUUCCAAUAUAGUGCACUACUUUUGACCAGGGCACAUAUGGGUCUGCCAUUUGCCAUUUGAGACACAACCUUUGUUGCCAAUCAUUACACUGUCUAUUAAGCAACCGAUGAGAUGGAGAAUGAGGUUUGCAUUUUCACCUGUGUCUUGUGAUAAUGGAGGUUUGCCUCAGGAGGAUGUAUUGCUGCUAUACCAUAAUAUUGAAACUGCUCAUGGCAGUUUGUUAUAUUUGAAUGGUUUGUCAUAUUUGUAUCAUGAAUAUGAAUUGUGUUGUAUACAAUUACAGAUAUAUAAAUGUUAGAUGAGAUGAUUUAAAUAGAUGACAGCAGGAAUUGAUAUGAGAGAUUGUAGCAACUGCAUGAAUAUAUGUUUUAUGAUUGGUAAUUACAGUGUUAGUAAUUGGAACUGUAUUGUGUGCCUUACAGGACGUAGUGUGGUCUCAGUUUGGGUUCCCGGGUCGUAACGGGAGAGACAGCACACUGUGGAUUGGAACAGAAGGUGCCAAUACUCCGUGCCACCUGGAUUCCUAUGGGUAUAACCUGGUACUACAGGUGCAGGGAAGGUAAUUAUACAGAGCUGUAGUGCAAAGCGGGGGGAAAACACAGUGAAACAGAGCGGGACUACCUGGACUUGUCCAAUAAGAAGCGCUUGCUUUAGUUUCCUGUUGCAAAUUGUUUUGCUCCGAUGACUCCUUAUGAACACAACCCAGUUUUACAUACCUCACAAUACCACACACUGCUUUUCCCUUUCCGCUGAGCUGCAAGUAGUAGUGGUGCAGACGAUGGAUGUUUCCCCUUCACCAACGGAAUUGCACUAUAGAUUAAAAUGAAACAAUCUAGCAGCAUUAUAGGUGAGAAUAAAAAAGUGCUGGAGGCAGACAAUAGAUACAGCAAAUCAGCACAAUGAGAACUGGGUUUGUACGGUAAUGAUCUACCCACCAUUCAUCCCUCUAACUCUGAGGAAAGAGGAUAUAAAAAUCUAUUUUGGAUGAUAGAGAGGUGGCGCUUUUUAUUUCCUAGGAGGGGAGGGGGUGAGAGAGGUAGGGGAGGGGGUGAGAGAGGUAGGGGAGGGGGUGAGAGUCAGGGGAGGGGGGUGAGAGUCAGGGGAGGGGGUAAGGUAGUGAAAGGGGGGGAUGGGGCUAGGGAGGAGGGGAAAAGGGUGAGAGUCAGGGGAGGGGGUAAGGUAGUGAAAGGGGGGGAUUGGGGCUAGGGAGGUAGGGGGUGGGGUGGAAGUCACUUGGGGACAGAGUCAGAUUGUUCCGCAGGCCCCUGAAAGAUAAAGUAAUUUUGCUUUGGCAAUGUAAACAUAUUUCCCAUGCCAAUAAAACCAUUUGGAGGGUGGGGGGAGGGAGAUGGGGGGUAUAUGAGGUGAGGCUCUUUAGAAUAGAGAGACAUUAGUUCUCAUGUGGAGCACUGAGUCUACGACAAAAGCUUAAAAGAUCCUUUCGAAUGUUAUCUCUUCACUGCUUUCACAUAUGAAGAUCACUCUAUUCUUGUUUUGUUUAAAUUGGCUGUUGAAACCUUUCACAUUGAGGUAAUGACCUAACCAACAAAGAACUCACAUGACAUGAUAUUUUCAAUAAAGAGAUGGAUUUUAUUGAACUAUAGCUUCUUACAUUUCCUCAACUACGUAGGGUAUAACCAUUGUGGUGGCUUCAGUGAUGAUGGCUGUCCCUUUCAAAUAAAUAUUCAUUCAUUAUGAAUCUAAACUGAUCCUAGAUCCUACAUGACCUGAUCCUAGAGACACUUAGUUAAUACAGUCCCUGUUGUGUUUUAGGAAGCGUUGGCACCUGUUCCCCCCUGCAGACACGGGUUGUCUGUACCCCAGCAGGAUCCCCUAUGAGGAGUCUAGUGUGUUCAGCCAGGUGGACGUGCUCCAACCAGACCUCCAGAGGUUCCCUGCCUUCAGACACGCCAGGGCCUACACAGUCACGCUGCAGCCUGGACAGGUACAGCACAUUGGACCAGUUUUCCGGACAUAGAUUAAGCCUAAUCUGGACAAAAAAAACUAGUUCAAUGGAGAUUCUCCCUUGAGCAUGCUUUUUAGUCUAGGACUAGACUGUUUCCAGGAAACCAGCACAACAGGGGCAACAUAUGGAACUGUCUCUACAAGUAUAUUAAAGAGAAUCCACUCAGCAAACACAGCUGUUUGUACAAACUGACACUGUGAAAGUGCUAAUCUCUUAAUUUAUGAGAAAAUGUUUCCUCAGAGACAAAUGUGUUUGAACCACAGAAAUAAAAUCGAGCACGUGUGUCUCUAUGGUUUGGUCAAAAGCAUGAGCUGAUGGACACCCCAAAAUGUUUGUAGAGAUGCUUACUAACGGAGAGUGAAUUGUAUAAAAAUUAAGAAAGAAAGUUGCACACGCUAUACAGUACACUACAUGACCAAAAGUAUGUGGACACCUGCUUGUCGAACAUCUCAUUCCAAAAUCAUGGGCAUUAAUAUGGAGUUGGUCCCCCCUUUGCUGCUAUAACAGCCUCCACUCUUCUGGGAAGGCUUUCCACUAGAUGUUGGAAUAUUGCUGCGGGGACAUUCUUCCAUUCAGGCACAUAAGAGCAUUAGUGAGGUCGGCCACUGAUGUUGGGCGAUUAGGCCUGGCUCGCAGUUGGCAUUCCAAUUCAUCCCAAAGGUGUUUGAUUGGGUUGAGGUCAGGGCUCUGUGCAGGCCAGUCAAGUUCUUCCACACCGAUCUCGACAAACCAUUUCUGUAUGGACUUCGCUUUGUGCACGGGUGCAUUGUCAUGCUGAAACAGGAAAUGGCCUUCCCCAAACUGUUGCCACAAAGUUGGAAGCACAGAAUUGUCUAGAAUGUCAUUGUAUGCUGUAGCGUUGAUUUCCCUUCACUGGAACUAAGGGGCCUAGCCCGAACCAUGAAAAACAGCCCCAGACCAUUAUUCCUCCUCCACCAAACUUUACAGUUGUCACUAUGUUUUCGGGCAGGUUACGUUCUCCUGGUAUCCGCCAAACCCAGAUUCGUCCGUCGGACUGCCAGAUGGUUAAGCGUGAUUCAUCACUCCAGAGAACGCGUUUCCACUGCUCCAGAGUCCAAUGGCGGCACUUCAGCACUCAGCGGUCCCGUUCUGUGAGCUUGUGUGGCCUACCACUUCACAGCUGAGCCGUUGUUGCUCCUAGACGUUUCCACUUCACAAUAGCAGCAUUUACAGUUGACCGGGGCAGCUGUAGCAGGGCAGAAAUGUUACGAACUGACUUGUUGGAAAGGUGGCAUCCUAUGACGGUGCCACGUUGAAAGUCACUGAGCUCUUCAGUAAGGCCAUUCUACUGCCAAUGUUUGUCUAUGGAGAUUGCAUGGUUGUAUGAUAUAUUUUAUACACCUGUCAGCAAUGGGUGUGGCUGAAAUAGCCGAAUCCACUAAUUUGAAGGGGUGUCCACAUACUUUUGUACAUACUAUAUAGUGUACUAUCUCUGAUAACAUAGUCCUCCUGCAGAAUCCGUAUGAUGUUAGAGUUAUGUGCAUCUACCAUCAGAAAGCAAACAUAGUGGGGGCUGUUCACUUGGUUUAUAAUCUGAUCUACUGUGGAUGAGAAAUCGGAAUGGGAUAUCCUGCACAACUGUCCCAUAGGUGUUUUAUAGUUAGGAUUUUUUGCUUUUUAAGACUGUCCAUUUACCCCCUAGAAUCAUAAAGACACUUAGCAAUAUUUCACCUGUCAACUUAGAUUAACUACUGCCAAUGGAACACAGUGUUUUCCAAGUCACACAUUGAUACAUCUGUUUGGCAUCAGAUAUUGGUAAGUCUGUCUUGGCAUCAGAUAUUGAUAAGUCUGUCUUGGCAUCAGAUAUUGAUAAGUCUGUCUUGGCAUCAGAUAGAAGUCUGUCUGUGCAAAUGAAACAAAGCAUGCAGCAGUCAGAGCUUUCCAGACUGAAUGAAGUAAGACUGCAGUGGAACCAGGGGAUCAAUAAGGGCUGUUCACUUUAAUAAAGACCAAAUCCACAUUAUGAAUGAGACAGAAGCACUUCCGAGGGAGGGAGGGAGGGAGGACACAAGCUGCCAUCUAGUAGCUAGUCUCCCCCACUGUGUUGAACUAGGUGGCGUUCAGUAUGAAAAAACGGUGUGCAUCCUUGAAUUAAACGGAAACGGUCUGUUCUGAAUGACCAAUUGAAAAACGGGGUUGGGUUGGGUUGUGGGUAAGGAAACGCUGUCAACAUGGCCGCUGCCCUUUUAAUUUGUCACUCAUUGCUUCAAGCCACACCCCGCCACACCCAUUAAACGUACCUCAAAGUCUGUUCAAGAACGUUUUGGGGAAAUGUGUCGUUCAGUACAAACCGUCAUGCAAUGUAGCAAACGUUUAAUCGAACUGAUCAGUCCUUGACUCCUUCAGCUCUACUACUUAUUGACUGGCUAUGCUCUGCUCUCCUGUCCCCUGGACUAUGAGCUGUGCUGCUAGCAGACAUUUCCAGAUAUUUUGGACUCCUUCUGAGCUCCUAUUCUGUAAUAUGUUCCUUAUCCGUAUUCCUACUGAUCACCUUGCAUUUCUUCUGAUGCCAUCUGACCCUGUUGCCCUCUUGCUCCAAUAGGUGCUGUUUGUCCCCAGACACUGGUGGCACUACGUGGAGUCUAUUGACCCCGUCACCGUCAGUGUCAACUCCUGGAUUGAGUUGGUACGUACAGUAAAGUCACCUCCAACUAAAUGGUGUUAAGUAUGUUUAUGGGGAAAUUGGACGUUUGAGAGGAGGGCCAUAAUUACAGUACAGCUUGAUGAAGAGUUUCCCACCACUAGCUACCACUACCGCCCAUAGGGCCCUGGUCAAACUUAGUGCACUAUAUAGGGAAUAGGGUGUUAUUUGGGACGCAACCACAGUGAUGGAUGUGAGGGGUGUUGAGGCUCCCUGAUGCUGUGGGUUUUUGAGUAAUGAACAGGCAUCAGAGUAAAGAUACCCCUGUCAUAAUGAUUUGUGAGUUUGCAUGUAGAGGAGUGGUGCGCUGCAUAACACAUUCACAUACAGGUAACUGCCAAAAUAAUGGAAACCCUCGAGUAAAUGAGAGGAAAAUAGUAUAUUGAAAGCAGGUGCUUUCACACAGGUGUGGUUCCUGAGUUAAUUAAGCAUUAACAUCCCAUCAUGUUUAGGGUCAUGUAUAAAAAUGCUGGGCAGGCCAUUAUUUUGGCUACCAUGGCUAUGGCCCCAUAGGAUGACAAUGUCCCCAUUCACAGGACACGAGUGGUCACUGAAUGGUUUGAUGAGCAUGAAAACAAUGCAAACCAUAUUCCACACUUAUGAUUCUGGAGCGGCGCCUGAGACAUUUUCUACCACCAUCAACAAAACAAUGAUGGUGUUUCUUGCGGAAGAAUGGUGUCGCAUCCCUCCAAUAGAGUUCCAGACACUAUUCUGAAUCUAUGCGAAGGUGCAUGGAAGCUGUUCUGGCGGCUCGUGGUGGCCCAACACCCUAUUAAGAAACUUUAUGUUGGUGUUUCCUUUAUUUAGGAAGUUACCUGUAUCUAGAUGAGAGGAGUGUGUAUUCAGGUAGUGUGUCACCUUCAAUGCCUCCUGAUAACUGGCUCUGAGACAAGGUCACAGACGCAAUCAAUUACGCCUGCUGCACAUAAUGUCUUUAUCAGCGACUUCUUUCCCUUGAUAGGAGUUUUUCUUUCUACUUCCUGAUCUGAUACAGGAAGUUGAUGAUGAGGCGAGAGUAGGCGAGGCCCUCACCAAAGCCAUUGUCUGUGCUCUGAAGACGACACCUAGUGACGACAAUGAUGAUGACUGGCUCAAUCCCACUGAGGUACAGUAUCCUGACACUAGCCUGAGUCCUAGAUCUGUUUGUGCUGUCUUGCCAAUUGUCAUUGACAAUGACCAUAGGAGUUGGCAAGACAGCAUAAACAGAUCUUGGACCAAGCUAUCUUGACCCUGACUUACCCUCUUCACACUCUGACUAAAAAUUGGCAGUUCAGGUAGCACUGCCACAUCGAACCCCCUGUACCGCGCAGAAUCUGAUGGCACAUUUGCCAUGCACACUCAGGAUCAUUCUCAGCGCAGUCCAACCAUUUUGUUCUCCUUAUAAGAGCACAGAUCAGAGGGAGGAACUUGUCCCGGUGGACUGAGGUCCAGGGAAAGACAAAGUCCCAGGAAUGCAGCAUAGAACAACAGAGAGGAGAUGACUGAAUUCCAACCCCCCCCCCCCCAUAUUGACCAAUCUGUCUAGCUCCAGUUAGCAUUUGAGUUGUUGACUGGUCUUGUGCUAGAGAAUACCUAGCCUAAAACCUGCCUUUUUAGUUAAGAAAUGAAAAGCUCCACAGAGACUACAAAACAGAGCAUUGCGUGUGUGAGACUAGUUAGGAGACAGAGUCCCUGUAAACACACAGUACUGACCAUGGUCCCUGAGGUAUGUCAACCCUCAGUAAAGCGGAUAGUGCCGAAACAUUGGUUCUUUUCAUAAAACGGUUGGGAGUAUAAUUUCAACUUUUUUAUUUUUCCGAAGGUGGGGUUGGUGGGACAUGAUGAGAACAUGCAGUACCUGAACCUGGCUGUGGGGGCCUGCAUGGAGAAGAGGGGGACUACAAGUCACCGUGACCAACAGACCCAGGACACCCCAGCAUGUCCAGGGGCCAAGCGUGACUCCAGGGGCCAAGCUAAGAACACCAGCUCUUCAUCACGACCAGCAAAGGGUUCUUCCUCCUCGUCAUCCUCAUCUUCCACACCAUCCACCGUGCCCUUCGGCCCUCACCUCAUCCCUGUGACCUGGAACCAGAUCACCAAACAGGAAACUACAGAGCAGAACCCCAAAGACCAAGACGGACCAUCCCCAUCCAGAGACUGUGACAUAAUCAGGCCUAUCAGCGUAACACAAAGCACCCCACUCAAACCGGUCAGUGGGAGUAGAGCCCAGCACCAGCAUGGAGGGGAAGGCAUAUCCAGCUCCAGUUCAGCCUCAGACCCCCAAGUGUUACCACAGCCAGGGUGCAGAGAUCGAGGAAGGCCAUCACCUGGGGACAGAGACCAGGGUGAAGGUGACAGAGCACACUGCCUCGUAUCCAUCACCACCAACGACCUACUGCAGUGCCUGGUUCACCCUGAGGUCAUCGCUAGGGUCACUGAGCUACUGAUGGAGAGACAGAGUCAGGUCAGGCACAGCCACAGCCACAACACCAUAGCUUCAUAGUCUACAUUCCAAUGCUCAUACUAGCAUGCUACUUAGAUUGAAUGCCACAAUACAUUGCUUCAUUCUAAGUGGUAAGCUAGUAUGGAUAUUGCAGCAGAGCCUAACAAGUAGAUUGUAAGUUCCCUCAAUUGUUAAAAAUGGGGAAAGGAGUCAUCAAUAGGUCUAUAGAGUUUAACAGGGUUCAGUUGACUUUAGCAGCUGGGGUAGUCAAGGUACAGUAGAUCAUGGUGUUAAUACCUCUGACAGUCGCUCUUAUUUCCCCUAAUACUGCUGAGUCUCUCUGGUUACGUCCCAAAUGGCACCUUGUUCUCUAUAUAGUGUACUACUUUGACCAGAACGGCUUGAUGAUGAGGCGGGAGUAGAGCGGUCCUGGUCUAAAGUAGUGCACUAUAUAGGGAAUAGGUUGCCAUUUGGGACACAAGCCUCUGUGGAGUUAGCAGUGAUUCAGAAACCACUGAAUGAACGGCCGUGCUCUGCAGGUCCCACAUGGGAAAUCCUGCCUGGCUGAUAGUUAUUCCACAGUGUCGGAGAAGGGAAAACAGAAAGAGGUGGGGCUUCACACUUUUCUAUAUUUUCUAACCCUCCUGCGUCUUCUUUUUCUACCCCCAUCUACACUGAGUGUACAGAACAUUAUGAACACCUGCUCUUUCCAUGACAUGGACUAUCCAGGUGAAAGCUAUGAUCCCCUUUUUGAUGUCACCUUGUUAAAUCCACUUCAAUCAGUGUAGAUGAAGGUUAAAGAAGGAUUUAUAUAUGAAUGGAUUCUAACUCUGUAUACAAAACUGUAUUGUCAUAGGGAGUUGAAGUCCUGAGUAACAGCGAUGCAUUUAGAAAACAUUCCAUACCCAGUCAAAUGCAUUCCUGACAUUUUGAUGUGGUCUGUCAUAAUGAAAUCUGAAAUUCUAACUCUGCACUGAUAUAUGUAUAUAUUGCUCCUCCAUAUACACAUUCUCUCAGUCCUUGUGUAAUGAUUGUACAGUGAGAUCAUUGGAAGAUUUCUAUACACGCCAAGCCAAUAGCGCUCCAAAAUAGCACUUCAAAUUCAACUUUGUAUAAUCCUUGUAAUAAUAACAGUGAUAGCUAGUAUUUCUCAGAUGGCGGCUACAUUUUCUGCCUUCCAUUCCCCAGCUGGUAGAUUAUGUUUGCGUCCCAAAUAGCACCCUAUUCUAUAUUUAGUGCACUCCUUUUUAGUACUUUUUAGUAUUUUAUUAGGAUCACCAAUUAGCUGCUGCCAACCUGGAGCUACUCUUCCAGCGGCUACUCUUCCACUAUAGACCAGGGCUCUGGUCUAAAGUGGUGCACUACAGUGAGGGAAAAAAGUAUUUGAUCCCCUGCUGAUUUUUGUACGUUUGCCCACUGACAAAGACAUGAUCAGUCUAUAAUUUUAAUGGUAGGUUUAUUUGAACAGUGAGAGACAGAAUAACAACAAAAAUUCCAGAAAAACACAUGUCAAAAAUGUUAUAAAUUGAUUUGCAUUUUAAUGAGGGAAAUAAAUAUUUGACCCCUCUGCAAAACUUGACUUAGUACUUGGUGGCAAAACCCUUGUUGGCAAUCAGAGGUCAGACGUUUCUUGUAGUUGGCCACCAGGUUUGCACACAUCUCAGGAGGGAUUUUGUUCCACUCCUCUUUGCAGAUCUUCUCCAAGUCAUUAAGGUUUCGAGUCUGACGUUUGGCAACUCGAACCUUCAGCUUCCUCCACAGAUGUUCUAUGGGAUUAAGGUCUGGAGACUGGCUGGGCCACUCCAGGACCUUAAUGUGCUUCUUCUUGAGCCACUCCUUUGUUGCCUUGGCCGUGUGUUUUGGGUCAUUGUCAUGCUGGAAUACCCAUCCACGACCCAUUUUCAAUGCCCUGGCUGAGGGAAGGAGGUUCUCACCCAAGAUUUGACGGUACAUGGCCCCAUCCAUCGUCCCUUUGAUGCGGUGAAGUUGUCCUGUCCCCUUAGCAGAAAAACACCCCCAAAGCAUAAUGUUUCCACCUCCAUGUUUGACGGUGGGGAUGGUGUUCUUGGGGUCAUAGGCAGCAUUCCUCCUCCUCCAAACACGGCGAGUUGAGUUGAUGCCAAAGAGCUCGAUUUUGGUCUCAUCUGACCACAACACUUUCACCCAGUUCUCCUCUGAAUCAUUCAGAUGUUCAUUGGCAAACUUCAGACGGCCCUGUAUAUGUGCUUUCUUGAGCAGGGGGACCUUGCGGGCGCUGCAUGAUUUCAGUCCUUCACUGCGUAGUGUGUUACCAAUUGUUUUCUUGGUGACUAUGGUCCCAGCUGCCUUGAUCAUUGACAAGAUCCUCCCGUGUAGUUCUGGGCUGAUUCCUCACCGUUCUCAUGAUCAUUGCAACUCCACGAGGUGAGAUCUUGCAUGGAGCCCCAGGCCGGGGGAGAUUGACAGUUAUUUUGUUUUUCUUCCAUUUGCGAAUAAUCGCACCAACUGUUGUCACCUUCUCACCAAGCUGCUUAGCGAUGGUUUUGUAGCACAUUCCAGCUUUGUGUAGGUCUACAAUCUUGUCCCUGACAUCCUUGGAGAGCUCUUUGGUCUUGGCCAUGGUGGAGAGUUUGGAAUGUGAUUGAUUGAUUGCUUCUGUGGACAGGUGUCUUUUAAACAGGUAACAAACUGAGAUUAGGAGCAGUCCCUUUAAGAGUGUGCUCCUAAUCUCAGCUCGUUACCUGUAUAAAAGACACCUGGGAGCCAGAAAUCUUUCUGAUUGAGAGGGGGUCAAAUACUUAUUUCCCUCAUUAAAAUGCAAAUCAAUUUAUAACAUUUUUUACAUGCGUUUUUCUGGAUUUUUUUGUUGUUAUUCUGUCUCUCACUGUUCAAAUAAACCUACCAUUAAAAUUAUAGACUGAUCAUUUCUUUGUCAGUGGGCAAACGUACAAAAUCAGCAGGGGAUCAAAUACUUUUUUCCCUCACUGUAUAUACUAUAGGGAAUAGGGUGCCAUUUGGGGUGAAGAUAUGAGAAUGUUAGAAAGGCAGCCUGUUAUGGUAUUGUGAUUAAUGAAUGUUGUCUAAGGAGUGAUGGAUGUGAUAUGUCCCAGUUACCAGGAAGUGGUGUGUUUUUUGUCUGUCUAAAGUCCUGGGUCUGUGAUAAGGGAAGGAAACCUCAAGUGCCAAAGCUCUGAAUGAAUAAAGACUAUAAACAUGUAAGCUCCACCAACAAUGAGCUAGCCCAGCAAAACCGUAAGAGUAGUAAGCUUUCUAGUGACACCAUCAGAAAUAAAAUGAUCAUAUUCAGAGAAAUUUACACCUUUUUAUUGAUAUACUACAAGAGUAAAAUUACAGUAAAAUGGUUCUCAGGAGUGGAACGUUUUAUGAAGGUAUAUCUAUCAAAUGAUUAGGAGCAGCAUGUCUUGUCUAGUGUGUCUUGAGAUUUUUCCCUGACUCAUAGUUUGUCAUUUGAAUGAGGCUCUUUUAGUCAAGUAAUACUGGAGUUAAGUCUGCGCCAGUAUUUGUCUCAGGUAGCCAGUCUAAAGAGUAGGGAUGGAUAUUAAACUAGACCGCUAGCCCGAGCCUAGUACAUUUUGAAAUGUUUUCAAAUUUCGCAUAGCACUGAUUUUAGACCAGGACUAGUAAAAAUGGUGGUGUACUAGACCGGCUGGCCAGUACCCCAAAUCCUUAAGUUCCAUGCCUGCUAAAGAGGGACACUUUUCAGUGUUCUGUUAUUGUGUUGUUUUUGUUUAUCAUUAACUACAAGAGUCUGUUUUCAUCUUUGAACAUCAUUAUAAACAGGUGAAUUCACUUCACUAUGUACAGUACAUUUUUAUAAAUUCACAAAAAUAAAAUGUAUAUUUUGCCAUACAGCAUUUCAACAAUGUGUUUUGUUAACACUGGUCCUGGUUUGACCUCCGGAUUUUGAGAAGUGUCUCGGUUGGAGUGCUAACUCUGGUCAGUACAUACUGUAAGAUCACACAGACAGGGUUCGACAAUAACUAACUACAUACAGUAGGGCUCAGCAAGUAAAAUACACUCAAUCACCAUUCACCACAUCUUAAUACUUUGCUUUGAUUUACAAAUGUAUUUUAAAAAAAUAAAAAAUAAAACAUUCCACAAUAGGGGCAUACAAGUCUCUUGAGAGGGAAAUAGUCUGAAGUCAGUCACCAUACUACAUCUUGGUGCUCUUCUCUGUUGUGUUCAAGUACAUAGUGUCGUCCGUCUGGUCCAUGUGGUCUGUCUGGUCCUUCUUCAGGCCAUCUUCAUCCUCAUUGACUGUCUUGUCUGGGAACAGCUUGUCUAG
This is a messenger RNA of Coregonus sp. 'balchen', 17246 nucleotides long. The record is from the annotation of a GenBank genome assembly. NCBI's taxonomy places the organism in Eukaryota, Metazoa, Chordata, Actinopteri, Salmoniformes, Salmonidae.